UGAUUGCUGGUCUUGCGAUCGAACCCGCUUCGCGACGCCCUCCCUCCCUCUUUCUUUCUCAAUACUCCCCUGUCAAGUCGACAGUCGAGACAUCUCAACAAACAUGGCCGGGUCUCAGCUCAAGAGGCUGAAGGCCUCCCUCAAGGACCAAGGCAUCAUCGGUCCCCAGAGAUCCAAGAAGCAAAAGCGCCAAAACGCCCAGGACGCGAAGGCUUCCACCGACAAGCGACUCCAGCGCCACGAAGCUCUCGCCAGCAUCAGAGAGCAGUUCAACCCCUUCCAGUUCAAGACCAACGCCAGAGGACCCAAGUUCGAGGUCACCACCAACAAGCCCCAAAAUGAUAAACUCGCCAAGGGCAUUCAGGGCCGCCCCGGCGUUGCGAAGGCCACCGCUGAGCAGAGGCGACGGGAAACUCUACUGGUUGAAAUGCAGAGGCGCAACAAGGUCGGCGGCAUUGUCGAUAGGCGUUUUGGCGAGGACGACCCCAACAUGACCCUGGAGGACAAGAUGAUGGAACGUUUCGCGCGCGAGCAGAUGAAGAGCCACAAGAAGAACACCGUCUUCGAUUUGGAGGGUUCCGAUGACGAGCAAGAACAGGUCACCCUUACACACGCUGGCAAGACUCUCUUUGACGACGACGACAUUGAGGCGGGUCGUGACGAUUUUGACGAGGACGUUUCCGAUAUGGAAUCCGACGAUGAGCGGUCAGCCAGAAAGAAGUUCCUCAAGCGCCUGCGCGCUGAGGAAGAGGCCGCGGAAGGUGAAGGAGAGGAUGGACAACCGGAGAGGAAGAAGACGAAGAAGGAAGUUAUGGAGGAGGUUAUCGCCAAGUCAAAGGCCUUCAAAUACGAACGACAAGCAGCCAAGGAGGAGGACGACGAUCUAAGAGUGGAACUUGACAAGGAACUCCCAGAAUUGCAGUCCCUACUCUUCCAGAUGAGACCGAAGGAAACGAAGGACCCCAAGGGCCCCUCCGUUAUGGCAGGAAUCGACAUGGACCAACUUGAGAAGGAAUACAACAUGCGUCUCAAGCAGGCAGCGCGUGAAGCCAGGGCCGAGGUUACCGACAGGACAAAGACCGACGAGGAGAAGGCGGAGGAAGGAGUUAAGCGUCUCAAAGAGAUGGAGGAAAAGCGACUCAGGCGCAUGCGGGGUGAGAUCGUCUCGGAUGACGAGGAGGAGGAGGAGGAGGAGCAGAAGAAGGGCAGGAAGAAGGGAGACGACCAAGAGGUACAAGACGAGGCCGACGAGGACGAAUUCGGCCUCGGCAAGGGUAUCAAGCUACGAAUGACCGCCACCGAGAUGGGUCUGGACGACGAAGACGAUUUCUUGCUCGAAGACGACCUUAUCGCAAGCGGCUCUGAGUUGGAUAUGGACGAGGACGACAUGUCGGACAUGGACGGGAGUGAUGACGAGGAUGCCUAUGAUCCUGAUGAGGACGAGCUUGUGAAUGGUGGUGAGGACGGCGAGUCGAAGGAGGUGGCCACAAAACUUCAAGCUCAGUCAAAAGGCGGCGACGAGGACGGCAUACCCUAUACCUUUACAUGUCCCGAGAGUCACGAGCAGCUGCUGGAGAUCUUGGGCAGCCUUCCCGUGGCCAAACUUCCAGUGGCUGUCCAGAGGAUCAGAGCUCUUUACCACCCCAAGCUGGACGCGAAGAACAAGGAGCGCCUUGGAAACUUCUCCCGGGCCCUCAUCGAGCAUAUCGCUUACCUUGGCGACAACUUCGAGCCCACCUGGUUCCCUACCAUUGAGAACUUGAUCCGCCACGUCCACUCACUCGCGAAGACCUUCCCGAUCGAGAUAUCCAAGGCUUACAGGUCACGGCUUGAGGAGAUUAAGGAGGAUCGGCCCCUUGCCCUUAGCGUCGGCGACCUUAUGCUUCUGACAGCGAUUGGCACAACCUACCCUACUUCUGAUCACUUCCAUCAGGUGGUCACCCCUGCGAUGCUUUCCAUCACCCGUUAUUUGGGACAGAAAAUUCCCCAGACACUCGCCGACUACUCCAUUGGUGCUUACCUUUCGAUCCUCGCCCUUCAGUACCAAUCCUUCUCCAAGCGUUACGUACCAGAAUUUGUCAACUUCUGCCUCAACACUCUCUGCUCGCUCGCUGCUGAGAAGCCCAAGGAAAAGCUUGGUCUGUUCCCCGUUCACGAGCCCGCUGCUGGCAUCCGUGUCAAGGGUGCAAGCAAGGUGACCGUCAGGAAGCUCAACUGCGGUGACUGCCAGCAGCCCAAGAGCGCUCGCUCCACCAGCGACGACUCCGCUCUGAAGGUUGCCAUUAUCAGCACCAUCACCUCCGUUCUCAGGACUGCUUCCGAAACAUGGUGCAAACUCCCCGCAUUCUACGAGACCUUCCAGCCCGCCCAGCGCGUGCUCCAACACCUGACAACCAAGUCCAACGCCGCCCAGCUCCCUGCAGCCCUCGUCAAGCAGCUUAAGGACGCAACGACAAGCAUCUCCCGCCUCCUCCAGCUCGCCCAGGUUUCCCGCAGGCCACUCGAGCUGCACCACCACAAGCCGCUCGCCAUUAAGACGUACGUGCCCAAGUUUGAGGAUUCGUUUGACCCCAACAAGCACUACGACCCAGACCGCGAGCGCGCCGAGCUGGCCAAGCUGCGGGCCGAACACAAGAAGGAGCGCAAGGGCGCACUCAGGGAGCUCCGCAAGGACGCGGCCUUCAUGCAGCGCGAGAACCUCAAGGUCAAGAAGGCCAAGGACGAGGCGUACGAGAAGAAGUACAAGCGCUUGGUGGCGGAGAUCCAGGGAUCGGAAGGCCAGGCGGCGAACGAGUACGCAAGGGAGAAGGCGGCGAGGCUCAAGAAGAACAAGAGGUAAAUGGCUACUUCUUAGAAGGUUCGGGGGUAGCAGUCGGAGUAAGUUUGUGGUUGGCCGUGUUGUUGUUAGUGCCGUUGUUGUUGCUGUCAUGUAUACAUCAUCAUCAGCGUUCAGUGCAAGUGCAAUAUUUGGAUCAUGGGUUGGAGAUACCAUGUCUAUCAUAUCAUCUACUAGUAGGAGUUUUAAGAUCAUUUCAUCAUUUGCCAACCCUCAGUACGUACAUUAUCUACUCCUGAUGUUGUUUACAUGUGAUGUUUACCCAACCCACCAAUUUCAUCAUGGUACUCAUCCCUACCUGGAACUUUCAACACUUCAACGAAACUAUGUAAUUCCGGUUAUCGCUAUUGAUGGCGGAGCCUCAUCUGAAGAAAAAGAAAAGAAAAAGCAAACAACAAAUAACAAGAAAAUGACUGAAGACAAGGAAACACAGCAGUAUGGAGUUGCCCUUCGGUCGGCGUGUCCGUCCCGCGGCUAUAAUUCAAACAAUGCCGUUCUUCAAUCACUUCCCCCCCUCGUGCCACCCAUACUGUACCUCCAGCGCUGGCCCAACGACUAACUACAUAGUUAGUUACGACUUACGAACAAUAUAUAAGCGACCUAAACAACUAACAACCGCCGCACGUUAUCGUAUAACAAUAUCACUGGACCCCGAAAACCCCUAACCAGCGAAAUCGGCGAGAAAGUAUUUCCCAGGUACUCAGGUCCCGGGCGGAUGCUUGAUCAGUAUGUAUUUUGCCCAGUCUGAACUUUGUAAACUUUCAAAGACAAUCCACAUCUCUUUGUGGUGGUUUCUAGACGCUAUAGGCGCCGUAGACGAUGGUGUUGUGUUCAUCGGGGAAGUCGGGCACUCUACGACUCUUUUCAUUCUUCUCUCUUUCCUUUGCUACAUUCUCAAUAGCACGCGCCUUUUCUUCUGAGGGGAAGAGGCAAAGAGAAUCAUAAGCUGAUGACCUAGAUUCCGCUCCAGUUGGUAGUUGGGUCGAUCGGUUGGUUCCGAGUAAGAUCAAGAUUCCCGUCCCGUCGUCUAUGAGGGUCCCCGUGUCUCCCCAGCUCCAGGUUUCCGGCGGCCGCAAAAUGAGCCUCACGCACCUCUCAGUUGAUCGAAGGCUGGAAGAAUGGAUGUCAAGGCGACAUGUGUCAUUGCGAUCUUGACAUCGAUCGCAUCUUUGAAGCCAUGGAUGACUAUCGGUGAUCCCGCUGUUCAGGACCGAUGAUUUCGGCUUGCUGUUUCAGUUGGCUGCCUCUAACUAUCACCACGAUCAUGUGUCAAAGCUCGAAGAAGGAGGUGAAGUAAUGAAAACAAAAGAAAAACAAGAAAAAAAAUCCCAUAACACAUCAAAAAGCCAAUUCGACUCCGUUCCAGCCUAGGCGCCCUCACAGAUACGGCCCCCAAAAAGACAGAUAUGUCUGGUCCACUCCAACUGUAUUCUCAUACACAGCCUCUUCAAGCGCGCGCUUAGAGGCGCAUGUGGAUAUGAUCACCCCAGAGGCCUCCUGAUGAGGCUCUUCCUCGGCAGUCACUCACAUGAUACUUUGUCAAAACGAUGUAUUCUUUCCUACUAGAAAUCCCAUCAGGGUUCACUUUUCGGCUCCCUUUUCCGAGAGCAUAGUAGGUCUCAAAAGCGGGUCGCCGGGCUGUGGAAGAUUGAGGCUGUGUGCAGUGUUGUUUUGACGUGGUGAGUUUACUAGUUACCUAGUGGGUUUCGAAACAUCUAAACGUGCCCAUUUCCGCGUAUCAACAAAAAUC
Messenger RNA from Neurospora crassa OR74A, 4586 nucleotides. RefSeq names its product rRNA maturation protein. Gene Ontology annotation, biological process: maturation of SSU-rRNA. The transcript has 3 exons. Gene Ontology annotation, cellular component: Noc4p-Nop14p complex; nucleolus; small-subunit processome. Lineage: Eukaryota; Fungi; Ascomycota; Sordariomycetes; Sordariales; Sordariaceae. The coding region runs from base 104 to 2839 and encodes 911 amino acids. The record is from RefSeq and is a predicted model, not a curated record.